Messenger RNA from Pipistrellus nathusii (Nathusius's pipistrelle), 618 nucleotides. The record is from the annotation of a GenBank genome assembly. Lineage: Eukaryota; Metazoa; Chordata; Mammalia; Chiroptera; Vespertilionidae.
AUGGCGCGCCCGCGGCCCCGCGAGUACAAGGCGGGCGACCUGGUGUUCGCCAAGAUGAAGGGCUACCCUCACUGGCCGGCGCGGAUCGAUGAACUCCCAGAGGGAGCGGUGAAACCUCCAGCCAACAAGUACCCCAUCUUCUUCUUCGGCACCCAUGAAACUGCGUUUCUUGGCCCCAAAGACCUUUUCCCAUACAAAGAAUACAAAGACAAGUUUGGAAAGUCCAACAAACGGAAAGGAUUUAAUGAAGGAUUGUGGGAAAUCGAGAAUAACCCCGGAGUCAAGUUCACUGGAUACCAGGCCAUUCAGCAACAGAGCUCGUCAGAAACGGAGGGCGAAGGCGGCAACACGGCGGACGCCAGCAGCGAGGAGGAAGGGGACAGAGCGGAAGAGGACGGGAAAGGCAGGAGGAAGAGCGAAAAGGCCGGCUCGAAGCGGAAAAAGGCCUACACCUCCAAGAAAUCUUCCAAACAGUCCCGGAAGUCCCCGGGGGACGACGACGACGAUGACAAGGACUGCAAAGAAGAGGAGAACAAAAGCAGCUCGGAGGGCAGAGACUCCGGCAACGACACGAGAAACACGGCCUCAGACUUGCAGAAAACCAGCGAAGGGACCUAA